CCUUGGGUAGACCAACCGCGCAGCCAACAGUACGUCUACGUGCAGUUCUUAAGUCUGAAGUAGUUCGUUCUAGGACGAUUUUCUUCGGCUUAACUUAACCGUUCGAAACUUAGUGAAAACCGGUUGUUAGAUUAAUACUUCUUUGAAAGUAACUUCACCAAUCGGAAGCAUGGCAGCGUUCGCAGAACCGCACUUCGACGCCUGGCAGGCGGGGGCCGGCAACAUGUCCGUCGUGGACAUGGUCGCGCCGGAGAUGUUGCACAUGGUGCACCCCCACUGGAAUCAGUUCCCGCCGAUGAACCCGCUGUGGCACUCGAUCCUCGGAUUCGCCAUCUUCUGUUUGGGAAUGGUCUCGAUGAUUGGCAACGGUUGUGUCAUCUCGAUCUUCACCGGCACCAAGUCACUCAAAACCCCGUCCAACUUACUGGUGGUCAAUCUGGCCUUCUCGGAUUUCCUGAUGAUGUUUACGAUGGGACCGCCGAUGGUGAUCAACUGCUGGCAUCAGACCUGGGUCUUUGGACCCUUCGCUUGCGAGCUGUACGCCUGCCUGGGAUCGCUGUUUGGCUGUGCCUCGAUCUGGACCAUGACUUUGAUUGCGUUUGACCGAUACAACGUGAUUGUGAAGGGUCUUGCCGCGAAGCCGAUGACCAACAGCGGCGCUAUGGUCAAGAUCCUGAUGGUGUGGGCUUUCGCACUGUUCUGGACUCUGGCCCCGUUCUUCGGAUGGAACCGGUACGUCCCAGAGGGUAACAUGACCGCUUGCGGAACUGACUACCUGACCCAGACCUGGUUGAGCCGUUCGUACAUCAUCGUCUACGCCAUCUUCGUGUACUGGCUGCCGCUGUUCACCAUCAUCUACUCGUAUACCUUCAUCCUGAAGGCCGUCUCCGCCCACGAGGAACAGAUGCGUGAACAGGCCAAGAAGAUGAACGUUGCCUCGCUGCGGUCGUCGGAAGCGCAGCAGACCAGCGCCGAGAUUAAGCUGGCCAAGGUCGCUCUGAUGACCAUUUCGCUGUGGUUCAUGGCCUGGACGCCGUACCUGGUCAUCAACUUUACCGGAAUCUUCAAGGCUGCCCCGAUCAGCCCGCUGGCCACCAUCUGGGGGUCGCUGUUCGCCAAGGCUAACGCCGUCUACAACCCGAUUGUCUAUGGUAUCAGCCAUCCGAAGUACCGUGCUGCGCUGUAUCAACGGUACCCGGGACUGUCGUGCCAGUCGGACAACUCUUCCAACGACUCCCAGUCGGUGGCGACGACCGCCGAAGAGGAGAAGGCUUAAGUACAAGACAGCACACACUGGAUCUUUGUUUAGACGAAAAAAUAGAUGAUAAAUAGCAAUUGAAAUCUUCAAUAGAU
Messenger RNA from Culex quinquefasciatus (southern house mosquito), 1353 nucleotides. Its product is annotated as opsin-1. The transcript has 2 exons. Gene Ontology annotation, cellular component: membrane. The coding region runs from base 170 to 1276 and encodes 368 amino acids. NCBI's taxonomy places the organism in Eukaryota, Metazoa, Arthropoda, Insecta, Diptera, Culicidae. The record is from RefSeq and is a predicted model, not a curated record. Gene Ontology annotation, biological process: visual perception; phototransduction; G protein-coupled receptor signaling pathway. Gene Ontology annotation, molecular function: G protein-coupled receptor activity.